This is a messenger RNA of Zootermopsis nevadensis, 1039 nucleotides long. Its product is annotated as acyl-coenzyme A thioesterase 13. NCBI's taxonomy places the organism in Eukaryota, Metazoa, Arthropoda, Insecta, Blattodea, Termopsidae. The record is from RefSeq and is a predicted model, not a curated record. Gene Ontology annotation, molecular function: fatty acyl-CoA hydrolase activity.
AAUUCCAUGAUUAAUCAUUGUCACAAGCCAGAGAUAAGAGGAUCAGCUUAUGUAUUUUUCUAAUAUAUCAACAACAUGGCAGGUAAUGGAUUCAAGACGGCGCUAAAUGUAUUCAAACAAAUAAUUUCUUCAAAAGGCUUCGACAGAGUAUUGGACAAGGUGAAGAUAGUAAGUGGAGGUGAAGGACGUUUUCGUGCUGAGCUGGUGAUAGAACCUGAGCACCAGAAUAAGUUUGGUACUCUACAUGGAGGCCUCACAGCAACACUGGUUGAUUCAUUAUCAACAGCAGCUCUAAUCUCACACAAAGUAGGAGUCCCUGGUGUUACUGUGGAUCUACAUAUCAUGUACCUUAAGGCAGCUGCAAUUGGAGAAACUGUGGUCAUCGACUGCAAUACUUUGAAAGCUGGCAGGACAUUGGCUUUUCUCACUGUUGAUAUCACGAAGAAAGAGACAGGGGAAUUAGUAGCAAGAGGUUCACAUACCAAAUUUAUCGGAAGCUAGAUCCCGUAGUUGUAGCAGCAAAUGUAGUAGAGGAUUAGUGUAUGUUAUUGCUUAUAUUUUAGGGCACAUGGAUACAUAAGAAUUGUUAUAUGUAUAUAUGCAGUGUUUAAGUAGUUCAUUUAUAUUUCCAUGUUUGAAUGAGAGACAGCCAACCUGUGAUAUUAAAAGGAAUGAGUGAGUCAGUUUGACCUAAUGUUACUUAACAUGAAAAGUCUUUACUGCCAUGAUUUUUUUAACCCAUCCCCAAACUCAAAUAGCCCAUCAGUUGGCUUCCUAGUGAUCAUGUAGACUCCUUAAGAUUUUCCCUACCACAUAUACUUCAGAUCGGUACGAUGUAGUUUACCAUUUUGAUUCUGUAUCUAGACAGAGAAAAUGGAGAAACAUCAUCUUAUAAGAAAGUGGUGAAAUAAAUUGUGUGGAACUAAAAUAUGGUAAUUUUUGGCUCAUUUGCAAAUAAACUUGCACAAAUGCUCGUUUGUCAUCUGCAUGUAAUAACUUUCGAGUGGCUGAACAGGUUUUAAUAAAGUAUUAUACUGGA